This is a messenger RNA of Amphimedon queenslandica, 873 nucleotides long. RefSeq lists its product as uncharacterized. The record is from RefSeq and is a predicted model, not a curated record. The transcript is spliced from 5 exons. Bases 9 to 743 code for a protein of 244 amino acids. Lineage: Eukaryota; Metazoa; Porifera; Demospongiae; Haplosclerida; Niphatidae.
AAAUCACAAUGAAAACUCUUGUAUUCUUCUUUAUUAUGACUCUCAGUGUUUGUGUCCUGGCUAUGCCAGAGACAAGGUCUUACCACCAUGAUCACUACAGAAACAGAAAUGAAGUUAUGAACACGAUCAAAGCAAUGUCACCACCACAAGGCACAGCACUUGUCUCUGAUAAUUAUAAAAGUAUUCUGGAUAACAUUAAAGUUGAAGUUAAUGGAACUGAAAUUUGCGUUUACUACUUACUAGUCAAGCUUGGCUGUGUUGAUCUUCACAAAGCAUGUGGAAUAAAGGUUGGUCCAGUAACUAUUGGUUGUGCUGAUGAUGAGGAGAACUAUCUUGGAUUAUGCUAUAAGAAGUGCUCUCUUCUUGCUAGUGCAGAUUUUCCAUUACGCACAGCAACAAACACAUGCGCAAAGGACGGAUGUGAUGAAGAUGAAGAAAAUGAUGCUGGUCUGUGUUAUCCAAAAUGCAAAGAAAACUACAUGGGAGUUGCUACAGUUUGCUGGGGAUACUGUAGCUAUUUCUGUGGACCAGAGUAUGAUGACAUGGGCCUAUACUGCUACCAGUGGUGGCCACCAAAGAGCUGUUACAAGCCAAGGUAUGAUAGAGGUGCUGGUACACUACCUUACAAACCCUGGACCAAUGGAAUGGGAUGCAAUGGGUUUGGUGUGAAUAAUCAAGGAGGAUGUGCAAAGAUUGAUAUCUCUGGUAAAGUUCCCAUUGAUCUUGGAUGCAACAAACAAUGAACUGCUCUAAUGUAAUAAGUGCAUGAAGAAGCAAUAUAGGACUUUUUAUUAAUUAAAUAUUUUUGUUAGGACUAUUUUUUGAUGCUUCUCUUUUCAUGCAACUUUUUUCUAAACAAUUACUGAAACCUCA